Molecule: messenger RNA, 4668 nt
Organism: Trachemys scripta elegans
Lineage: Eukaryota; Metazoa; Chordata; Testudines; Emydidae
Product: bifunctional heparan sulfate N-deacetylase/N-sulfotransferase 3
Exons: 14
Coding region: 582-3203 (873 amino acids)
Cellular component (GO): Golgi apparatus
Molecular function (GO): deacetylase activity; heparan sulfate N-sulfotransferase activity
Source: RefSeq, a predicted model, not a curated record
GCGAGAGGCACAGAGAAGAGCAGCGUCCAGCUCUCUAGAGCGAGAGGCGGCGGGCUCUGGCUGGCCCACACUCCACCGCGGCACCCCACAGCCUCUGCGCCCCGCCGCCUGCAGCGGCUGCUACUAAAAGCUUUGCUUGGCUCUUUCGUCUCCUGGGCGCUUGGGUCGUGCCGGCCGGCUGCUGCCUAGAGUCACCUCCAGCUCCCCCUGGUUGGGGGAGGAGGGGAAGCUCCAGGGGCUGUACCGCCUGCCUCCUCCUGGUGCUUCGGUUGGGGCUUUGCAGACCGGACUGAGCGGCCCCUGAUUGGGAGGGCAGCGGAAAGAGAGAGGGAAAGACUGGCAGCGGCCACUCGUCCCGUCCCAGGAGGAGCUGCAUGCAGCAGGUCUAGGGGAAGUGGAAGCAGCACCGGCAUGUUUCUGGAGUGCACCUGGAGACUAUACUGUCUAUAAAGCUUGCUGAAGAUAGACAUAUGUGCUGCAAUGGUGACAUAAAUUAUUAAGCAGGACUGGAUCAAGUUCUUGAAAAGUUGUUUUUUUUUAAUGCUGCUGCUGUUGGAAGCAAUCUAAGGCAAGUAUACAACAUGAGUUUUAUCAUGAAACUUCACAGACAUUUUCAAAGAACAGUUAUCUUGCUUGCCACUUUUUGUAUGGUGAGCAUUGUUAUUUCUGCCUACUAUUUGUAUAAUGGCUACAAACAGGAAAAUGAACUUUCUGAGAUCUCUUCAGAAUUGGAAUGUGGUGAUCUUCAGCUGUUGCCAUACAAGUUAGUGGAGCUGAAGACAGUGAAGCCCAUUGAUCCCAUGAGGACUGAUCCCGUAGUGCUGGUGUUUGUGGAAAGCCAGUACUCAACACUCGGUCAAGAUAUAAUAACAAUUCUAGAAUCCAGCAGAUUUCAGUAUCACAUAGAGAUUGCUCCUGGGAAGGGUGAUCUUCCAGUGCUUAUAGACAAAAAUAAAGGCAAAUAUGUUCUCAUUGUAUAUGAAAAUAUUUUAAAGUAUUUGAAUAUGGACUCAUGGAACAAAGGCCUUCUAGAUAAAUACUGUAUUGAAUAUGGUGUGGGUGUCAUUGGAUUCCAUAAAGGCAGCGAGAACAGCUUGCAGAGCAUUCAGUUUAAGGGCUUUCCUUUCCAUGUUCAUGGCAAUCUGGGUGUUAAGGACUGUUGUGUUAACCCUCAUUCCCCAUUGCUUCAUGUAACUAAAUCCUCUAAGCUUGAUAAAGGUCCCUUGCCUGGAAAUGACUGGACUGUUUUCCAGAUUAAUCAUUCCACCUAUCAGCCAGUGAUAUUUGCAAAAAUAAAGACUACAGAAAACCUCCCACUACCCAUCACUAAAAAUGCUCUCCAUGCCACAGUAGUUCAUGACCUGGGGCUUCAUGAUGGGAUUCAGAGAGUCCUCUUCGGCAACAACUUGAACUUUUGGCUGCACAAGCUGAUCUUUAUAGAUGCCGUCUCUUUCCUGUCUGGGAAAAAGCUCACAUUGUCCUUGGAUAGGUACAUUCUUGUUGACAUAGAUGACAUCUUUGUUGGGAAGGAAGGAACAAGGAUGAAUGUCAAUGAUGUGCAGGCCCUGCUUGAUACGCAGAAUCUUUUGAGAGCUCAGAUUACAAAUUUUACUUUCAACCUGGGAUUUUCAGGGAAAUUUUACCACACAGGAACUGAAGAGGAGGAUGAAGGUGAUGACCUGUUGUUGGGGUCUGUGGAUGAGUUCUGGUGGUUUCCCCAUAUGUGGAGUCACAUGCAGCCUCAUCUCUUCCAUAAUGAAUCAUCACUGGUAGAGCAGAUGAUUCUCAACAAAAAAUUUGCCUUAGAACAUGGCAUUCCAACUGACAUGGGCUAUGCGGUAGCUCCGCACCACUCCGGGGUUUACCCUGUACAUGUUCAGCUUUAUGAGGCCUGGAAAAAGGUCUGGAAUAUCAAAAUCACCAGCACAGAAGAGUAUCCACAUCUAAAACCUGCACGGUACAGACGGGGGUUCAUCCACAAAAAUAUCAUGGUCCUUCCUAGGCAAACCUGUGGUCUAUUCACUCAUACAAUUUUCUAUAAGGAGUAUCCUGGGGGUCCAAAAGAACUAGACAAGAGUAUCCAGGGAGGGGAGUUGUUUUUCACAGUUGUUCUCAAUCCAAUCAGCAUCUUCAUGACCCAUUUGUCCAACUAUGGGAAUGAUCGCCUGGGGUUGUAUACCUUUGUGAAUCUCGCCAACUUUGUUCAGAGCUGGACCAACCUGAAACUGCAAACUCUGCCUCCAGUCCAGCUGGCUCGCAAGUACUUUGAGCUCUUUCCUGAACAGAAGGACCCUCUCUGGCAGAAUCCCUGUGAUGACAAGCGGCACAGAGAUAUCUGGUCUAAAGAAAAAACCUGUGAUCGAUUACCAAAAUUCCUGGUUAUAGGACCCCAGAAAACUGGUACCACAGCAUUGUAUUUGUUCCUGAUUAUGCAUCCUUCCAUCAUUAGUAACUCCCCCAGCCCAAAAACCUUUGAGGAGGUACAGUUCUUUAAUAGAAAUAACUACCACAGGGGGAUUGAUUGGUAUAUGGAUUUCUUCCCUGUACCAUCCAAUGUCAGCACUGACUUUCUCUUUGAAAAAAGUGCCAACUACUUCCAUUCUGAGGAAGCUCCCAAACGAGCAGCUUCCCUGAUCCCUAAGGCCAAGAUCAUCACCAUUCUCAUCGACCCAUCAGAUCGGGCAUACUCCUGGUAUCAGCAUCAGCGAUCUCAUGAAGACCCUGCAGCUCUAAAAUUUAGCUUCUAUCAGGUGAUCACAGCUGGACCUCGAGCCCCAUCAGACCUUAGAGCUCUACAGAAGAGAUGUCUAGUACCUGGAUGGUAUGCCACCCAUAUAGAAAGAUGGCUAACUUAUUUUCCAACUUAUCAGUUGCUAAUUAUUGAUGGACAGCAGCUGAGAAGUGACCCAGCUACCGUGAUGGAUGAAGUGCAGAAGUUUCUGGGAGUUUCUCCUCAUUAUAAUUACUCUGAAGCCCUAACGUUCGAUUCACAUAAAGGUUUCUGGUGUCAACUCCUGGAAGAAGGAAAAACCAAGUGUCUUGGAAAGAGCAAAGGCAGAAAAUACCCUCCUAUGGAUUCAGAGUGUAGGGCUUUUCUGUCAAGCUACUACAGAGAUCACAAUGUGGAACUGUCAAAACUCCUGCACAAAUUGGGACAACCCCUGCCAUCAUGGCUGAGACAGGAACUACAGAAAGUGAGAUAGCAUUGAGAGGAAGCUUCUUGAAAUCUCUCUUCCACACUUCAGUCAUCUUACCUAAAGCCUUCAAUAGCUACCAGAAGGCAGGUGUAAAAUAUACCUCUUCAAAAGAGAAUAAAAGAAUGAAGUUAUUUCCAUAUGCUGGCAUGUGGAUGGUGAAAAUGUUUGUGUCUCUUAGAACUCUGGAGGCUUGCAGGCUUUCUCUUUGCCAUUUCUGGGCCUGUGGGAUUGUUGUAAACUACUGUGCGCACAUGUGGAAGUCAAUAGCAACUGGUAUAAGCUUUAAAAGCAAAGCUACACAACUGUCCAAUUUCAUAGUAAAUAUUUACACUUUUAUAUUCGAACUUAGGAGUGUUGUGUCUCAUGUAGGUUUUGUAGCCAUUGUUUGCCUGCCCAUGGUUUUUCAUACUUUUUGAUUAUUAUGAUGUGUCUUAUACAAAACAAAAAACAAAACUAAGAAAACCCUGUAUAACAUACAAUGGCCAAAUCUACUCCUGCCUUCGGAAUCUGCUUACCAAAUUUUGAACUUAAAAUAAAUGAACACAGUUGAGGAGUACAAACAUGUUGCAUAGGUGUAAACAACAGGAGAGAAUUGGUAUUGUGAGCCAAAUCCUGAAGCCACAGGUUAAAACACUGUAGCAAGAAAUGAUGUAAGAAAUAUGGCCCUGCUCUGUGAGGAGGAAACCAUAGUGUGCUGUGGAUCCCUGUCAAGUUCAGAAUCUAUGCUUUUAAAUACUGCACCUCCAUACAGUCUGCUGAAACAGCAACACAAAGGAAUAUAGACUAUUCUGAACAGAGACUACUAUAUGUUUAAGAAGAAAUCUAAUUAGAUAUAUGAAGCACAACAUUAAAAAAGAAAUUUACAUUGUAAUAAUCAGAGUGUUAAACUUAUAUGACUGUGAACCAAACCAUAGCAAUGCAAUGAACAAAUGACGUGAGUAAAUCUUUCACACCUAGCUCCUGUGAGUUGCAAGUUAUGGGGCCUAGAUUCUGAUCUCACACUGCUGUAAAUGAGGAGUAACUCCAGUGAAAUCAGUAGACUUAUAUCAGUGAAAAACUGGUGUGAGAACAGAAACAGACCUAUAUUAAGAUUGCCUUAAUUUACAAUUUAUCCUGUCCUGGUUUUUGGUGUGUUGAAUUUUAUGUAUUUAUUUGAUGUGUGUUUCCCAAAACUCCUCUUAUACUGACUGAAAAGUGGUGGCAUCUCUCAAUGCCUUCCAAUUUAAUACAUGCAAGUUGCAAAAACAUACUUCUUUCCCCAGGGAGAUAUAUAUUUUAAAAGUUUUGUAAUAAAAUAAAUGAGUAAGUUAAAUAAAAAUUAAUACAGUGUGCAGUCAUGAUAUAGAAUUAGGCUCCAGUACUGCAAACACUUAAGUAUAUGUUUAAGUUUACACAGUGUGAGUACUCUCAGCUAAACAGCACGCCUACUUAAACGUGAGACCAGGGCAUAAUUAUUAAUGCUUCAAAAAAA